Messenger RNA from Cherax quadricarinatus, 588 nucleotides. The record is from RefSeq and is a predicted model, not a curated record. NCBI's taxonomy places the organism in Eukaryota, Metazoa, Arthropoda, Malacostraca, Decapoda, Parastacidae.
CAAGACAUUCAUAUACAGUGAACAUAUAUUGUAGGUGCUUUAAUUAAUUUAUACAAAGUUAUUAGUAGUUGCGGUUAUUUCGCUGGAGCAUGAACGCUGCUGCCAGCCACAGCUGAACGAUGUAAACAAAUGAGGGCAGCGUGUCUAUUAUAUUCAGAUUGAAUUUUUCCCGUCAAGUCUGUGAAUGUGGCAAUGGACAAAUAUCUGGUGACUCCCAAAAGAAAAAUGACUGAUGAUAUUACAGAAAAUUUUGAUGCAAAUGGAGAUAUAAAGAAAUCUAAAGGCAACCAUGUUCGAAGUGAAGGAUUUGCAAUUACAGAAGUGCGUGGGGAUUUGUUCACCUGUCCAGAUGGAACAUCCCUUGCUCAUUGCAUAUCACAAGAUAUUCGGAUGGGCAAGGGUAUUGCUAGUCUUUUUAAGGCCAAAUUUGGUGGUGUGCAGGAGCUGACAGAGCAGGGCAAGAAACCAGGUGAUGUUGCCGUUCUGAAACGGGGCCAAAGAUACGUGUAUUAUUUAGUCACUAAGGUAUGUGUACUUUUUUGUGCUGACUUUCCUUGCAGUAUGUGGUGGUGAUCUAUUUUUACAUCU